AUGUCGGAUUCCGAGUAUGAUCCCGACUACCAGCCGUCUUCACACGAACCAUCAGACAGCCUGAGCAGUGAUUCUGGCGAAAAUUCCGAAGAAUCUUUGUCAAACCAACGUCAGUUUCAACGUUCAACGAAACCAUCAGGCUCACAUACCUUAUCGGAAUCCAGUUGGAGUAUACCAACAGAUGGUCCAAGAAAGAAGCAGUUCUCAUUUACGGCUAUUCCAGGUAUAAAAAAUAUAAGUCCUAACUGUCAAAAUGAGUUUGACUUUUGGUCAUUGCUUGUAGAUGAAGAAAUCAUUCAUAUGAUGGUGACAAUGACUAAUUCAUAUGCAAAUAAAAAAAAUAUUAUUCAUCAUGUAACGAGAAAUAGUCGGUUGGCUAAGUGGAAAAACUGUGAUCCUGCUGAAAUAAAAAAAAUUCUCGGUUUACUUCUUUGGAUGGGUCUCAAAAAGUUACCAAAAAUAAGUGAUUAUUGGAGCAAAGACAUACCUAUUAUAUGA
Messenger RNA from Parnassius mnemosyne (clouded apollo), 498 nucleotides. NCBI's taxonomy places the organism in Eukaryota, Metazoa, Arthropoda, Insecta, Lepidoptera, Papilionidae. The record is from the annotation of a GenBank genome assembly.